CGCAUCCCCCCGCAAGUGCUGGUCAACUGGGCGGUGCAGAUCGCGCGGGGCAUGCUCUACCUGCACGAGGAGGCGGUGGUGCCCAUCCUGCACCGGGACCUCAAGUCCAGCAACAUUUUGCUCCUGGAGAAGAUAGAGCACGACGACAUCUGCAAUAAGACCCUGAAGAUCACGGACUUCGGGCUGGCCAGAGAGUGGCACAGGACCACCAAGAUGAGCGCGGCCGGCACCUACGCCUGGAUGGCCCCCGAAGUCAUCAAGUCGUCGUUGUUUUCCAAGGGAAGCGACAUCUGGAGCUACGGAGUCCUGCUGUGGGAGCUGCUCACGGGGGAGGUCCCCUACCGCGGCAUCGACGGCCUCGCUGUGGCCUACGGGGUGGCGGUCAACAAGCUCACUUUGCCCAUCCCAUCCACCUGCCCUGAGCCCUUUGCCAAGCUCAUGAAAGAAUGCUGGCAGCAAGACCCUCACAUUCGCCCGUCAUUUGCCUUAAUUCUUGAACAACUGACUGCCAUUGAAGGGGCAGUUAUGACCGAAAUGCCUCAGGAAUCUUUCCAUUCCAUGCAAGAUGACUGGAAGCUGGAAAUUCAGCAGAUGUUUGAUGAGCUGAGAACAAAGGAAAAGGAGCUGCGGUCCCGCGAGGAGGAGCUGAGCCGCGCGGCCCUGCAGCAGAAGUCCCAGGAGGAGCUGCUGAAGCGGCGGGAGCAGCAGCUGGCCGAGCGCGAGAUCGACGUGCUGGAGCGGGAGCUGAACAUCCUGAUCUUCCAGCUCAACCAGGAGAAGCCCAACGUCAAGAGGAGGAAGGGCAAGUUCAAGAGAAGCCGCCUGAAGCUCAAGGAUGGGCAUCGCAUCAGCUUGCCCUCAGAUUUCCAGCACAAAAUAACGGUGCAGGCCUCCCCCAACCUGGACAAACGGAGGAGCCUGAACAGCAGCGGCUCCAGCCCCCCCAGCAGCCCCACCGUGAUCCCGCGGCUCCGGUUUUCAUGUUCCGUCAUUGUUUACAUUCUCGAGUCAGGUAGUUUUACAACUGUUUCCAUUCAUUUGACUUUAAAAUUUCUUAACUGGUUCAUGAGUGAUGCUCCCCAUUUAGUGACUUCAGAUGAAAGCAACAAGACUUGGGGAAGGAACACAGUCUGUCGACAGGAAGAAUUUGAAGAUGUGAGAAGGAAUUUCAAGAGAAAAGGUUGCACCUGGGGACCAAAUUCCAUACAAAUGAAAGAGCGAGCGGAUUGCAAAGAAAGAAUAAGACCACUCUCGGAUGGCAACAGUCCUUGGUCCACUCUCUUGAUAAAAAGUCAGAAAACCAUGCCACUGGCGUCGUUAUUUGUGGACCAGCCAGGUGCUUGCGAAGAACCAAAGCCCUCGGCUGACGGCUCAGAGCACAGGAAACCAAAGCAGGUCAGACCGGCCGGCCCGGCCUACGUGGACUUGCCUCCGGGGAAGGACGGCCACCGGGAGAGCCCGCUGGAAGCCGACAGCUGGGAGGAGGCAGCCCCCGGGAGCCCUGCCACGGGCACCCCGCAGGUGACCCCCACCAACAGUCUGAGCAGGUCGCCCCCGAGAAAGAGAACAGAGUCGGCCCUGUAUGGCUGCGCCCUGCUGCUGGCGUCUGUGGCGCUGGGCCUGGACAUCAGAGAGCUGCCCCGGGCGCAGGCUGCCGAGGAGCCGGGGCCCAAGGAGGAAAGGAAGAAACGAGAGGGCAUCCUGCAGCGGGUGCCCAGGCCCCGCGGUGCCUCUGAUCGCUGCCCCCGGCCGCCGUCCACCGGCGAGGGGCCCAGCGUCGCGGCCUUGCUGCCCCCUCCCAGCGCCCUGGGCCUCCUGUCCAGGCCUUCUCUCUCCACAAGGUGCCUGCUGCAGGCGGAGGGCGAAGACUCGUUCGAGGGCGGCGCCCACAUCACGUGUGACCCCGACCUGCCCCCUCCAGAUGUCUGCCCUGCCGUCGGAGGAGGUCCGCGAGAGCCAACCUCCAGGCCAGUACAGGAGGCCGACCGCGGCCUGUGGAGACACCCGUGUCCCCCCUGCUCGGAGCAGACCCGUGGGAACGCGCCUCCCUGUGCCUCUUCGAGGGAAAGAGUCGCAGGCCACAGGCGGACCGUGUCUGAUGGGAACCAAUCUCAGGCCCCAGCUGGAGCCACUGGAGCCCUUGCACUGCCACCUGAGCGGGUGUGGGUGCCGCCCCACUCCUCCUGUGCCCACAGUAACCUGCCAGGCGAGGCCCCGCCUGGAAGACCAAGAGCUUUCACUGCUGUGCCUCGGCCCCCCGCCCUGAGAGGCCCGGCGGACGCCUCCCAGGCCUUCCCCAGGAGGACAGAGCCCCGGCCGGCACCGGCCGACCCUGGCCUGGGAGGUGCGGGCCCGAGCCCUGACUGUGCCCUUGGUGCCAAGGCUAGAACUAGGUCGCAUGUGCCUUCCCUGCUGGACGCCGACGUGGAGGGCCAGAGCCAGGACUGCACGCUGCCCCUGUGCCGGCCGAGGAGCGGAGGCGGCCGGCCGGCCGUCUACCAGCUGGAGAAAGAAUUCCUGUCUUAAGUGCCUUAUGUUGUUCGAGCAUUUUUUUUUAAGGUGAAUGAAUUAAAACACUGUGUCUACCUGCGAAUCGUUUCGUGCUGCUGUGUCUUCCGAAGCUGUGGCCACAUCCCUGCAGCGGUAGCGGACGCCUGGCCACUCCGGCAGGAUGGACCCGAGCGCUGUCAGCUGUCCGCGUAGGUGGUUUUCCACUGGACUCCUGCCUGGUGACUUGAAAUACACUCUGGCGUAGGACAGGAGGCGGCAGCGACCGAAGCUCUGCUGGGAAGGGUUCCCGAGGCACCACCUCAGUGCUGCGCCCCGCUGUGUCCCGUCCGCGCCCCAAGGAGCCGGUCACUGUGUCCCCUCCCUCCUUCCCUCCCUCCCUCCUGCCCUUUGUUUUAUUUGUCUUUUCUUUCCUUUCCUCACUUUUCCCUUCCUCUCUUUUGUGCCACAAAAAGCCAAGAAGAAGAAUGUGCUUUUAGUAAGUAAAGGUGUCUAUUUUUUACAAAGCGAUAACUAGAAUAGAUGCGAAGUCCUAUUUAAGGUGCCUGGACUCAGCGGUGGGUUUUAUAACGCGUAGGCUCGCCCCAGUCUCACCUAGAUCAUGCACUAUUUCCCUCUUUGAGGAAAAUCUACUGAAUGUAACUUCUGAAAGUGUACUGAAUGUAACUUAUGAAUUUUACCCAUUCGAAGUCCAAAAGAUGUUUUUACAAGAUCAGCCACCGACAUUUGGCUCAGACCGUUACGUGUGCACCCGAGAGACGUGGGUCCCCAGGCUCCUCCUGAGAAAGGGGGCUUCCUGCCUCAGAGGCCAUGUGGUUGGUCCCCAGAAGUGUAAGCCUCUUCAUUCUGUAGCAGAAUUUUAAAAAAUUGACACACGUGUCAUGUAUUGUAAACAUUCAUGUCAUUUAAUUUUACUUUUCGCUAUUUAAAUGCAUAAUUGUGUUCAUAACCCCAAAUACAGUUAAAGAGAAACACUGCCAAGUGAAGAAGCAGCAAUACUGUUCAAAUUUAAGUUCUGUGCCUGUUUCACAUUUUACUUAAUUACCAAGAAUAAAAUAUUAAACAUCUGUUGAUAAGUUGAUACGGUGGAAACGACAAAUGUAUUUUCAGAUAUGGGUUUAUAAAAUGGAUCUUUGGGUAGCUGACCGGAUCUUAAAUGACUUAAUAUUAUAAAUGAGUCACGAGUCUACAAAGAGACCACUGAGUCAUAACCAACAGAUGGUCAUCCAGGAGCUCGGUAAAUGUGCCGUUUUUUCCCCUUCUGUCACUAGAACAUGAUUAUUCAGACAAUAAAUUAGACAAUAAAUACUUAAAUAUUUCCAUACAAUGAAAAAAUAAAUUACAGAUCUUACUUGAUAUUUUAUUCCGAAUUUCAUCGUGGUUGAGGUUACUGAAUAACUGAAAUGUCAGCCAUUCCGGUCAAAUCAGGUGUGAUAAAACACCUACGUAGAAAACACGGAACGGCCACUGUUCGGACACCUCAGUCACCUUGCGGCUGCGCCCCCAGCUCAUGGCGGCCGGGGCACAGAAUGCUUAGAAUAACAUUUUGCCCUAAAGAAAACAAUCUGUGCUUAAGAUUCUUGCAGCAAAAUCUCAGGUACCUGUUGCAUUUCAUUGUAUUACUGUCCAUUCUGUGAUUUGGCUUUACUUUCGGAUAGAUGUUGAAUUAGGUCAUCGAGAUUUGGUUUCCUCAAAAUUUUAUCACCUCUGACCCUGUGCCUGGCGGCUGCUCACUCCAUCACUUGGGGGGCGUGUAACUUGCAGCUGAAAGUGGGGAGACGCAGGCCCGAAAUAGUACACGAGAGAAGCACAGAAACUAUGCUGUCAGUUUCGCUUCUGCCGAAACACCGUGUGGGGUGGGGGCUUGGAGCGUGUCCCUCUGUUCCUGUUCCUGUUCAGCUUUAUUUUAAUCAGCUCUGUUAUAAUGAAUCUAGAAAUGAAGCCAUUUAAAUAGGUAAUUACAAUAUAAAGAUUCACUCUCACGUGUUACUGCAGAAGUUUUUUUUUGUUUUUUUCUCCAAGAUCUAUUGUACAUUUGUGAUUUUCUAUGUGUACACUUAGCAGAACCUGGUUAUUUAUUUUUGUAUAGACUUCAUAGCUCACUGAAAGGUAAAUAAACUGAUUACUGUUAGUCAGCCAUUAAGGUGCUCCCCCCGCAGAGACGAAGGCCUGGGCCUGUGUGAUGUACUAUGAAGCCUCGUGCAUGAAAAGAUGUUUACAUUUGUUGUCUAUUUUUUCAAUAAACUUUUUUUAUAGUUGG
Molecule: messenger RNA, 4768 nt
Organism: Miniopterus natalensis
Lineage: Eukaryota; Metazoa; Chordata; Mammalia; Chiroptera; Miniopteridae
Source: RefSeq, a predicted model, not a curated record